Molecule: messenger RNA, 2003 nt
Organism: Drosophila santomea
Lineage: Eukaryota; Metazoa; Arthropoda; Insecta; Diptera; Drosophilidae
Gene: Obp73a
Exons: 2
Coding region: 1070-1873 (267 amino acids)
Molecular function (GO): odorant binding
Source: RefSeq, a predicted model, not a curated record
GUUCUUGUUCCCCGAAGUUGCAACCUGGAGAGCUUCCUGUUGACAAUCCGUUCUUACCAUUCUUAUCCAUUGCCUUACAAUUCUCGAAACGCUGAACAUUGAACUUCAUCGCUGGGGCAUCAGUUUUCAAUUUUCCAUUUUGCAUUUUGCAUUUUGCAUUUUCCGUUAGCCGGAGCUUAUUACAAAUUCGAUCCAGAGCGAGUCUGGGUCAGUGUCUUAGCUGCAAUUUUUGGCCAGGUAUGCAAUUAAAGGCAAUUACUCGUCGGCUGGAGGAGCCCAGAGAACUUUAUGACAAUUUCCGCCUAGGAUCUUCGUUCUUGGAUCUUGGCCAUUUUAAUGAGGCAUAAUUAGCGUGGCGACGCUGGCCACUUCCAAGAACAGUUAUUGGCCAUUGUUCUGGGUUCUAGAAGGUGGGGAAUGUGUUGGGGAUAUGUCAGGCCCUCUGAUUAGACCGCCCGGCCCCGCUUGGCUGCCUCUGAUUCUGAUUCUGGUUAUAGUUUAUAGUUCUGGCUAGCCCAUAUCCACAUCCACUACCGCCUUUGAUAAUCUUUAUAGCCGUUGUUUUUUGGCCAUAUGCAAAUUGCUCGGAAGGCGGAAGAGUUCACCAAUUGGUUAAUUGUGCGCUCAAUCGGAGCGAGUGCGAUGUGUAAUCACAAUGCAAAACCGCAGAGACAAUGGAACGAAACCUAAUGCGAUCGGAGAGCCAUGGAGCUGUAGUUAUGAUAUGUGGCCGCUGCCAAUGACCAUGUUCAUAGGCAUGUGGUCGAGCUUAAAGGACAAGUUUCUAACGGACUGCACGCAUGGGAACUGUGCAACCAGUUGUGGCAGUUGCAGUCGCACUUGGAGUGUUGCAGUUUGCCAUUGAACCACAUACCCAUAGAGCAAAUCUCAAAAAAAAAAAUGCACCUAAACUGGAAAUUCAUAAGUGGUCUGUGUGGGCCAUCCUGCCCGGCUGGCUGGAAAAAGUGAAAAUGCUUUCGAUUUCAUCGCGUCCAUUUCUUCGGGGGACAUUCAUUUGACAGCGGCCCAGGCGAUCGGAUCGGCGUGGAGACUCCAAUUAAUCGCAGCCAUGAGGAUUACACAACUAUUAUACAUCUCGGGCAUGGUUAUCGCAUCGAUCGAGGCUGUGGAAUAUCUAAUUCGCUUCGAGACGAAAAAGGCCAAGUGCUUGAAUCCACCCAGAACGGCCAGGAAAGUGGAGUCCGUCAUAAGGGAGUGCCAGGAUGAGGUCCGCAACAAGUUGGUUAACGGUGGGCCCUCACAUUAUCCUUUGCCAUAUCAAGUACUCUACGGUUUCGGUUCCCAUAUAGAGGCCUAUGAGAUUCUCAAGGAGCAGGUGGCUCACAAUCAGCCGCCCAUCGAUCCAAACGAUGACUCCAUCGACUUCAUCUGGCCUUCUGCGCCUGCGGGCUCAUCCGUGGACCAUCGGCCCAACAUCAGCCAGUACGAGUAUAUAGUCUACGAUGAACCCGAGCCACAACGCCAUGUGGCCAGAUUGAUGAGGAAUAUCCGACGUCUGGAUGUGGCCAGUUCGGGCAUAUAUCAUCCCACUUUGGUGCCGCUGGAAGACAAACGCAUUGCGGGGUGCCUGCUGCACUGCGUCUAUGCCAAAAAUAACGCCAUCGAUCAGAAGGGCUGGCCCACCUUGGACGGCCUGGUCCACUUCUACUCCGAGGGAGUGCACGAGCACGGAUUCUUCAUGGCCACCUUGCGGUCCGUGAAUCUCUGCCUGCGGUCAAUGACCGCCCGCUACGGAGUUAAUCGCAAGGAGCUGCCCAAGAAAGGUGAAAGCUGCGAUCUGGCGUUCGAUGUCUUCGACUGUAUUUCGGACCAAAUUACCGGCUACUGUCUGGAUCAAUACAGCAGAUAUUAGUUGGUUACUCUGUCUAGUGUGCGUAGCAAUUAAAUGUUUAGUGCAAGUUGAAUUCCAGUUUUUGUGUCAUGCGGGGACCAUUGCUGUGGAAAACAAUGUAGGCGGUCUCCAACAUUGUUCGAAAUUGCUA